Messenger RNA from Aspergillus nidulans FGSC A4, 4784 nucleotides. Its product is annotated as CORVET complex membrane-binding subunit VPS8. Lineage: Eukaryota; Fungi; Ascomycota; Eurotiomycetes; Eurotiales; Aspergillaceae. The record is from RefSeq and is a predicted model, not a curated record. The transcript is spliced from 3 exons. Bases 1 to 4740 code for a protein of 1579 amino acids. Gene Ontology annotation, biological process: protein targeting to vacuole.
AUGAGCUCCACGAUCGAGGGCCGUGAUGACUGGGCCCGAGAGGACGACCUCGACUUGGGACAGGACCCGAACCAGGACGAACUGCAACUGCAUCCGGCGGCAGCAACCAGCAGCAACAGCAACGGCGUUAUUAAGAGUGGGAACUCUUCGGAGGAAUUGAAAGAUGGGUCAAUUGCGUAUAUAGAGGAGGAUAUACAGGAUCCGGCUGCGCAGAAUCAUGUCUCGAGAACGGAACUCGACUCGCCCUCGCCGCUGCAGUCGCCGAUCAAGUCCCCUCGUCCUGAGCUGAUAGGCUCCGACGGUGUCGACGAUGUUGCUUCCAACCCGGACGAUACGCCGUCCCUGCAUGGAUCAAUCCGGUCGUCGCCGAGUAGUAGUACACUGGCAUUUCGUGGCUCUUCUCCUCUUCCCAGCCCUAGCCCGUCGCAUCGUCCAUUUGACCUUCGGUUCCAGUCGAGGUUGUCAGCUUCAUCUCUCGGCAGCAUCCGGCCGUCGUCGCCGUUUCUUGCACAAGUCCGCUCGCGAAAGUCGUCACUCACGAGCCGCUUAUCCCCGGCCACCAUUGAGUCUGACCAGGAGGGGCGUCAGGACCCUUGGGAAGUUGUACGCUGGACGAAGCUGAGAAAAAUCACGGGCCAGGCAUUUUCAGAGGUCGGCAAACGAAAUUUCGGCUCCCCUACGUGUAUAGUGGUUUCUACGUCUAUCGUUAUUGGGACUUCAAGAGGAAUUGUUUUGGUAUUUGAUUAUCAGCAGAACUUGAAGGCUGUCAUUGGGCACGGGACGAAAGCUGUUGAAUGUGGAUCAGUUCAGUCGCUGGCUCUUUCUGCAGAUCAUUCGACUGUUGCUGCAGGUCACGUCUCGGGUGAUAUAUUCACAUGGGAGAUAUCAAGGCCAGCGCGGCCUUUUCUUACCAUUCCUCCUAUACCUGUAAAUCAGGUUGAGACGCGAACUUCUGAUGGCCAUAUAUCUGGGUCGCCGGUCAUACACUUGGGAUUUCUGGGAACCAGGCGCACUGCGCUCGUGUCUGCGGACAAGCGAGGAAUGGCCUUUUCCCAUUUAGCGACACGCGGUAUGGGUGCUAUGGGCCGUACGGUGAAGACAACUCGAGUUCUAGGCCGCUACCCUCAGCUGACGUCGGAGAACGCUAAGCCGCGGAAGCCGAGUUCUGUGCUUGCGUUCUCGCCUCUUCCCCUUGGGAAUGUCGAACAGUCCACAGACUCUCUUGGCUUAGUUGCCAUGCUUACCCCGUAUUUGCUGGUGAUCGUCUCUACAACGCCUGUGGCACAGACCCAACACAAAUCACCUCGUCCGAAAGAGGUCGCCGCUCAUGGCGCAAUGACAGGCGCUCUUGCCUGGUUUCCGGCAAUUAGACUGAAGGGAAGCGAUUCGCAGAUAUCCAGGACUAAACUCGUGUACUGCUGGUCAAACUUACUAACAAUACUGGAUGUGCUGGAGGUGGAAUCAGAUGAUUCAUCAAGAGAUCGCCCUCCGAGCUUAGAAUUCCGGCCCCGAAGCAGAUGGAGAGCAGACGAGGCUAUCGUGGCCGUACAAUGGUUGAGUCGCUCGGUGUUGGCCGUUCUGACUAUCACACAGCAAAUGCUAAUUCUAGAGGACCACACGAUGCGCGUGACUAAUGCUGUUGAUUUGUUGAACCGACAUAUUUACCAUGUGGACCUGUUUUCUGCUCAACUUCACUCAUUAAUUGAGCAAUUUAAUGAAGAGGAUACUUCCAUGCAUGGUGUUGUGGCCGACGCCUUCUAUAUGAGCUUCCGAUCCUACAAGGGUCGGUUGUUUAUGCUCGGCUUUAACGAAUUAUUGAUCGGCAAUCUAUCAAAUUGGGCAGAUCGGCUGCUUGCUAUCAUGGAAGCCGGUGAUUUCAUUGGGGCUAUUCGUCAAGCAACAGCCUAUUAUAGCGGAAACUCAGAAAAAUUGACUGUUGGUCUUCCCGACGAAGACGCUCUGAGGCAACCCAUUGUGCGUGAAAGGCUCCUGGAGAUGAUAACUGCAUCUUUGAAGUAUGCUUUUGGGCGGAACGCAGAAGCCACUAAUGACCGGCUCGAGCGCCAGCAGCUGGAAGAGCUAGCUCAGGUCUCUAUUUCAGCCUGUGUAUGUAUGGCGGACGAAGACUUCCUAUGGGAUGAAGUCUUUAACUGGUACGAAGAGCAUGGAUCCGAAGGAGUCUUCCUUGAUGCGCUGGAACCAUUUAUUGUUGAAGGGACAGUGGUAGCUUUACCACCGACUGCCGUCAAAGCCCUGAUAAACCACUUCGUCGUCACCCAUACCGCUAGUCAACUGGAAGAGAUACUCUGUUUGCUUGACACUAGCACGAUGGAUAUUGACCAAGUCACAACAUUGUGCAAGCAACACAACCUCUAUGAUGCAUUUAUAUACGUUUGGAACCGAUGUUUGGGGGAUUACGUAGGGCCCUUGGAAGAGCUGAUCAAAUUGAUCCCUUUUCAACAGUCCAUAGCCAAUGGGGAUUCCGUCUACGAGCCCAAGGAUUUUACGAACGCGAUGAAAAUCUUCCCAUAUCUCUCUUUCAUUCUCACGUCACGCUCAUAUCCGACAGGGAGCGAUAUGGAUGACACCGAAGCGUCACGAGCAAAGGCAGCCUUGUACGACUAUUUGUUCUCUGGGACUCGUGGAUCCAUCUCUCCUCUGGAAGUUCUGCUGAAGUUUGACACGUCUAGCUUCAUGAGCAUGCUAAACGAAGCGUUCGAAGAUAGCUUUCUCAAUGAGCAAGAUCCGGACGAGGUUCCUCAGCAACGGCUGUCUUUCAACCGACAGUAUUUGAUUAGCAUCUUGCUCCAAACCAUGACAUCAGGCUCUUUCCCUGCGUCCGAUUCUAUAUAUCUGGAUAUGUUCAUCGCUCGCAAUCUUCCUAAAUACCCGCAAUACAUCCUCCUUUCCGGGAGCACUCUCCAUCAAGUCCUCGAGCGGUUGUGCCAAUAUCCAACUGAGGAGAUGGCGGAGGAUUGCGAACUGAGCGCCGAAUACCUAUUAUCCAUCUACCACCCGCCAGAUAUUCAAGAGAUGAUCCCGCUAUUUCGGGAGGCGCACUUCUACAGGAUUCUCAAGUCAACGUAUCGCACCGAGAAGCAAUUCCCGGAGCUGAUACUCACGUACCUGGAAGAUCCAAGUGAGCGAGAAAGAAUCUUUACUUGUCUUCAGGACUGCCUCCGUCCUGGGUCUAACUUGAGUAAGAAGCAAAGACGGGCUGUUGUCGGUGUGACUGAAGCCCGUGCCCAUGAUAUUGCGGCCAUAGAUGUUCGCAUGGCCGCGCAGACGAUGCGUGAUUUCGCUCCAGAGACACAUGGGACGUUUAUUAAAGCUCUUCAAGACAAUGACUAUGACCAAUACCAAUAUCUAGGUGUCAUUGUUGAGCAUAAAGUGCAACCUGCGUUGGAUAACCGCAAUUCCCGGUCUAUUGAGAAUUGGAUGGUCGAACGUUACGUUCAGCUACUCUGCAAGCAUGAUCCUGCGAAGGUAGCCGACUUUGUGGAUACCCUCCGAGAAGGGGACAUUAAGCUUGAAGAGUUACUCCCGUCCAUGGAGGAGUGCGGAGCGGUGGAUGCCGCUGUGAUACUCUUGGCCAGACAAGGGCAAAUACGUGCCGCGAUGGACCGUCUUAUUGCACACCUGAAGACCCUAGAGUCAGGGCUGGUGGGUAUCCUACAGAGCGUCCAGGAAACGCCCAAUUCGGCCACCACAGCGCAAGCAAUUGAAGAUCUAAUGGAAUCUCUGAACAAGUAUGCGAAAGUUGGAACGUGGCUGUGCCAAGGCCAGAGCAGGACGGCCAAAAAUUCGCUUCUCGACCGGAAUGGUGGGGGCAAAAACGGCUUGCAGCAACCUCUUUCGUUUGACGAGGAGCUCUGGCUCGAUUUGCUCGAGGGUAUUGUGCGCAUCGCAAGUAGUGUCUUUGGACAGAUCAAUGGCGGGCUCGCGAAUCAGGUAAAGACGGCAGAGAAGUCGACAUCUUCGUUCGGGGCGAAUGCUUCCCAGCUCGUGUCGUCGUUUCGCACCCUGGUACAAGACGUCUUCACUAUCCUACUUUCGAGUACGGUCCGUACUAGCGGAUCAGGCCCGGCGACGGGUGAACGCAAUGAUGUUGCAUUUCUUCGUAUCCUUCGUGCUUUCCUAACUAGAGCAGCGCGGUGGUCUCCAUCCCUGCUCGAACUGCGAGCCGUUCUUGCAUCGGUGUUCUCCGCCUACACUUAUGAAAAGUCGCUCUUAUCACUCGCGAACGGAAUGCUGGACCGUGAUCUAUUCGUGCAUGUCGAUGAGGUGACCCGACUACGGCAGAGGGGAUGGCGCCCGCGUGGCCAAGUCUGCGAAAUCUGCCGCCAGCGCAUCUGGGGCCCUGGAGUCGGCCCCCAACAUUGGCAUGCAUGGGAAAAACGGCAAAAUGAGCUAAAACAGCACCGCCUCGCCCGGCAACUAGAAGAACGGGUCGACCCUGCGACUGCGAGAGGGAAAGGCAAAGCCGUAGCAUCCCCUACUGAUCCGCCGCUGCACCAUCUGGACCGGCACAUGGGCGCGGGCACGAGCGAAGAAGCGGCGAUGAAAUUCCAUGAAGACGAGGGUGUGACUCUAGGGGCCGUGGUGGUGUUCUCAUGUCGGCACCUCUAUCAUCGCCAGUGUCUGGUGGAUAUUGGGCAGUCACGGCCGACUCGGCAGCGACAGCAUGACGGGGAGUGGGAGAUGUUGGUGUGUCCGGUUUGUCCUGUACAUAGCGAAUGAGCAUGAGCGAUCUGCAUUUUAUGUUACAUUAGUAUAGUUCAUAU